Messenger RNA from Didymella exigua CBS 183.55, 762 nucleotides. Its product is annotated as oxidoreductase ucpA. The transcript has 2 exons. NCBI's taxonomy places the organism in Eukaryota, Fungi, Ascomycota, Dothideomycetes, Pleosporales, Didymellaceae. The record is from RefSeq and is a predicted model, not a curated record. Bases 1 to 762 code for a protein of 253 amino acids.
AUGGCCGCCACAAAAGUAGCCCUCAUCACAGCCAGCUCAGCAGGUCUGGGUGCGCAGAUUGCGCGCGUGUUCGCGCCAGACUUCCGAGUCGUGAUCAACUACUCGUCCAACUCGGAACGCGCGCAAGACCUGAUUAAAGAGCUCAAUGCCAUCCCCAGCGCCACGACAAGCUCCAGCGAGCCACGCUUCCACCUCGUGCAAGCCGACAUGUGCUCGAGGUCGUCGGUAGAGAGCCUCGUCAAGGAGACGCUGGACAAGUUUGGACGUCUUGAUGUUGUUGUGUCGAACGCAGGGUGGACGCGCAUGACGACGUUCACAGACAUCGAGCAGCAAGUCAACGACGAGGACUGGGACAAGUGCUUUGUCAUGAACGUCAAGACGCACUUGUGGCUUGCGUAUGCGGCGAAGAAUGCUCUGGCUGAGACAGAAGGGACGUUCAUCUCCACAGCUUCGGUUGCAGGUGUGAAGCCGAGUGGGUCGAGUGUGCCGUAUGCGGUGACCAAAGCGGCACAGAUUCAUCUGAUGAAGAGCUUGGCUGUGAUUCUGGCACCAAAGAUCAGGUGCAACUCGAUAUCGCCUGGUAUGCUGCUCACUGAGUGGGGUCUGAAGUUCCCAGAGGCGAAGAGGAAUGCGGCCAUCAACAAUACGAAGUUGAAGAGGCUAGCAACAGUCGAGGAUUGCGCGGACCAGGUUAGGGUGUUGGCGCUAAGCAGAAGUAUCACUGGGCAAAACAUCAGUAUCGACGGUGGGUCGUCGGUCUAG